ACCUGACAAAGCGUGGAUCCUGCUGAAAAACUCCAAGUAGAACAGAAGCUGGGAGCACACACCCGAGAAGAUAUAUUAAGAAAGCAGGUUUGAUACUUAACUCGGAGGAAAGAAGCUGGAGCAGACUUCUUCGGUUGCUCUCUAAGAGCCUUGCCCAGAGUCCUUACAAAGGAAAGUGUUGCUGAUUCAAAAGAAGAGGAGGGAUGGGGAAGAAAAAAAAUAGUGCCUGUCCGUGUGAGAGGGAGACAACGUGUGUGUGCGUACGUGUGAAUGCGUGCUUGUGCGUGACAGGGUGUAGUCGACGAGUGGGGGCAGCUCGAUACGAUGUUUUUUUCUACGAAAGACACGUGAAUGCAAUUCCCAGAGAAGGACACCAAGCUCUGCCCAAGAGCAGAAGGGCCCGACUGCUUUCUCAGAAGGGGAGGACUCACAGCCCGACAGCCUUUUAGUUUAACCUGAAGAGUGUGUGCCGCGCCGCCUCUCUCUGCCCAUCCCAAGAGCUUGCUGGAGGAAAGGGGAGAAAGACGAAGACUUGAAAGUGCCCGAGGAGCUCCCGAUGCUAAGAGGCGACAAACAUUCCCCGUGGACGACGCAGAAAGGACAAAGCUGACUGAUUUACUGCUGUUUCCCGUAAUUUUUUCUCCCUACCCUUUGGCGCACACCAGUGUUUGGAGGUCUUUGAAAAAACACCGAACAAAACAUCAAGCCCGAAGCCCCAACCCCUUGGCUAGCUCUUAUGGGAAUGAAACACUCCUCCCGCUGCCUGCUCCUGAGGAGGAAAAUGGCGGAGAACGCUGCCGACAGCACCGAGGUUUGCCCCAUCCCAUCCCAGCCUCCUCAGCCUACUGUUGUUCCAAAGCCAGUUCAAUCAGUCAUACAUGUCCCAUUGCAACCAAGCUGCCCAGGCAGAGGCAAGAUGGCAAAGCUCAUCAAUCCAGAAGAGAUGACAUCCAGGGAUUAUUACUUUGAUUCCUAUGCUCACUUUGGAAUUCAUGAGGAAAUGUUAAAGGACGAAGUGCGCACAUUAACCUAUAGAAACUCAAUGUAUCACAAUAAGCAUGUUUUUAAAGAUAAGAUUGUCCUUGAUGUUGGAAGUGGCACGGGUAUCCUCUCCAUGUUUGCUGCAAAGGCAGGAGCCAAGAAGGUAUAUGGGAUUGAAUGCUCAAGUAUAUCUGACUACUCAGAAAAAAUUAUCAAGGCCAACCACUUGGACAACAUAAUCACAAUAUUUAAAGGUAAAGUGGAAGAAGUUGAAUUACCUGUGGAUAAAGUAGACAUCAUCAUCAGCGAGUGGAUGGGUUACUGUCUGUUCUAUGAGUCAAUGUUAAACACAGUCAUCUUCGCACGAGACAAGUGGCUGAAACCUGGAGGGCUAAUGUUUCCAGACCGAGCUGCUUUGUACGUGGUAGCAAUUGAAGACAGACAGUACAAGGACUUCAAAAUACACUGGUGGGAGAAUGUGUACGGCUUUGACAUGACCUGUAUUAGGGAUGUUGCCAUGAAGGAACCUUUGGUGGACAUAGUAGAUCCAAAGCAAGUGGUGACCAAUGCCUGUUUAAUAAAGGAAGUAGAUAUUUAUACAGUGAAGACUGAAGAAUUGGCAUUUACUUCUGCAUUCUGCCUCCAAAUUCAGCGUAAUGAUUACAUUCAUGCCUUGGUCACCUAUUUUAAUAUCGAAUUUACAAAGUGCCACAAGAAGAUGGGAUUUUCUACAGCACCUGAUGCUCCCUAUACUCACUGGAAGCAAACUGUCUUCUACUUAGAGGACUAUUUAACUGUGAGACGAGGAGAAGAAAUCUAUGGGACUAUAUCCAUGAAACCAAAUGCAAAAAAUGUGCGUGACCUGGAUUUCACAGUAGACUUGGAUUUUAAAGGACAGCUAUGUGAAAUGUCAGUAUCUAAUGACUACAAAAUGCGCUAGCAAGAAACCUGUCAGAUGAAAUGGAGAAUUUUAUCAAGUCUUGAACUGCUGAACUUCAAGCUAGGAACUACUGUUCACAAGAUUAUUGUAUUAAAUACUAGAAUGUUUACUCUGAUGGAAAGUGGUAACCUGAUCCUUCUUGCAGAUAGUAUAGGGGGCUGGUAUCCCACUGUGAAUGUACAGUAUACAGAACUGUAGCUUUUGUCAAACAUAUAGGAAAAAUAAGCAAGAGUCUUGAAUGUUCUGGUUAACUUUAGGAUGGCAGAAGAUGCAUAUACAAAUUGUACUACUUACUGUGAAUUUCUGGUUCUUCCAAGCUUUGCAUGUUAAAGAAGAUUAGGGCAGUUUUCUCACUAUGAAAGACCACUACUGCACAUUACUGUGAUAGUAUUACUGGACUUAUAUUCAAUAUAAAUGAAUAUAUAUAUUGUACAUGAGAAAAAAAAUGUCAUUUCACAAUAGGAAUUUGUUUUGUGAUUAUUUAAUUCUCAUUAUGCAAUUAUGGAAAGAUAAUGAUGUUACCUCUGGCACUACUCUAGGCAGUGAUAUAUUCCAUUAACUGUCCAAAGUUACAGCUUUGGUAAAUAUUCCAUGCAAAGUGUAGAUAAGAGCUGGGUAUUUACAGAAAGUUCAACAACUAUCUUUUUGAAUGUCCUCUGGAAAAUGUGGACCAUUAGUUUUAAAAUUCACCUUCACAACUGGAUGUCUGUCAGAGCUUUAAAAAACAUUAGCUUUUUAUCCUUGAAAAUAUUCUGUGGUGAGUUUUUAUAGCUGGAUUUUGCAUGAGACCUUCUGAAAUCAGACACCUAGUAUUUAAAUGUAAUGAAUGCAAAGUCUCUGAAAUGGUGGGUAAUUCAUGUUUCUUGGCCAUGCCAUAUUUCAGUUCUUUGCAAGAUUCUUAAUACAAAAUCAUUUUUUAAAAAAUAAGAAUUAAGUGUUUCCUUUUGGUGAUGUUUUAGAUAAGCUAUAAAUUGCAAAUACUAUUCUCAAGAGUGCAGUGAUUUGCAGGAACAAGCUAAUGUCUUUAAAAAGAUGUCUGUGGCUUCUGAUAUUACUAAGAUGUCUGUAGCUUCCCCAUCCCCUUACACCCAUUGUUUUUCUUACAAUAUCUCCUGCUUAUAGUUAAAAUAUUAACUGCUUAUAAUUCUUCAUACGUAUGUAUCAAGUCUUUUUACUAUAUGAAUACUGACCAUUUAACCACAUGUAAUUCGUCAAAAACUGCAUCAUCGGUCCUAUCUACCCAUAUUCCAGUCUGUCUGGCAUUAGGCACUAAAUCAUGUUCCAUCAUGGAUGAGAUUGACUAGGUUUUUUGCCUAAAAAACUUUUUAAUCACCUGCAAAUAAAGCAUACUUGAAGAUGUAUUUUGCCAGUAUUUGUCAACUUUUCACUUUUUAGAAACCUAUUUCUAUUGGUUUUCCCUUCACAAAAAACUGUACAGUGCCUCCAUUUUCUUAUGGUCUAAAGAUUAUGGUCUAGGGAUUGUAUCACAUGGUAUCUAUGUAGAAUGAAAUUAAACUGUAAUUCAGCAGUAAA
Messenger RNA from Athene cunicularia (burrowing owl), 3454 nucleotides. It is a transcript of the gene PRMT8, whose product is annotated as protein arginine methyltransferase 8. Bases 737 to 1921 code for a protein of 394 amino acids. Gene Ontology annotation, biological process: peptidyl-arginine methylation. Lineage: Eukaryota; Metazoa; Chordata; Aves; Strigiformes; Strigidae. Gene Ontology annotation, molecular function: protein-arginine N-methyltransferase activity. The record is from RefSeq and is a predicted model, not a curated record. The transcript has 11 exons. Gene Ontology annotation, cellular component: plasma membrane.